GCGCACGCAGCACGUGUUGCAAACGUGAGAGCAAACGCUGCUUCUGUCUCUGUCGCACUCGCUUGAAUUUGUGAGAGGACAGGAAAACAUUCGCAGCUUGAUUUAAAUUGAAUUUAAUUAAAUAAAGGUUGAAAAUGUUACGCAAAGUGCCGCUAAUAGUCAUACUAGGCUCAACGGGCACUGGAAAGACGAAACUAUCGCUUCAACUUGCUGAACGCUUUGGCGGCGAAAUAAUUAGUGCAGAUUCCAUGCAAGUCUAUACAAAUCUGGACAUAGCGACAGCGAAGGCAACAAAGGAGGAACAGUUAAGGGCCAAGCAUCAUCUGUUGGAUGUGGCAACGCCAGCGGAGCCCUUUACAGUGACACAUUUUCGCAAUGCAGCAUUGCCAAUAAUUGAACAGCUGUUGGCCAAGUCGAAACCGCCAAUUGUGGUUGGCGGCACGAAUUACUACAUUGAAUCCCUGCUGUGGGACAUACUGGUGAAUACCCAGGAGCAGCAGAUAAUGGGAGUAGCUGAUCAACAGUUGACAACUGAGCAAAUGUUCGACAUGACAACAUUGGAGCUGCAUCAACAUCUGAGCAGCAUCGACGCCAGCAGCGCCAAUCGAAUUCAUCCCAACAAUCGUCGCAAGAUCGAGCGUGCCAUUGAAGUAUUCCAAAGCACCGGGCAGACCUUGACAGCCAAGUUAAUGGAGCAACGUCAGCAGCCAGGUGGCAAUCGUCUUGGCGGUCCACUACGUUAUCCACAUACGAUUCUCCUCUGGCUGCGUUGUCAGCAGGAUGUGUUGAAUAAUCGUCUGGAUGGACGUGUGGAUGGCAUGUUGCAACAGGGUCUGCUUAAGGAGCUGCGACAGUUCCACAACAGCUACGCGGAUGUCACAGUGCAGGCGUAUACCAAAGGUGUGCUCCAAACCAUUGGCUACAAGGAGUUUGUGCCGUAUUUGCUAAAAUACAAACAAGAGCAGGAUGACAGCUUACAGGAGUAUCUUCAAACUCAUCAAUAUCAGUUGCCCACCAAGCAACAACUCCUGACUAUGGAAGGAGAACUUGCGGAAAGUCUUCAAUUGCUUAGCAGCUGCUGUGAUGAACUCAAGCUGGUGACGCGUCGCUACUCCAAGAAGCAGCUCAAGUGGAUCAACAAUCGCUUUCUGGCCAGCAAAGAUCGUCAAGUGCCCGAUCUCUAUGAGUUGGACACGAGCGAUGUGAAUUCCUGGCAAGAUUGCGUAUACAAAAAGGCUGAAAGCAUUAUUGAGAGCUAUCGACUGGACGAGAUUACUGAGAUUGCGCCCAUGCCAAAGCGUAUACAUCCUGGCGCCGGUCUAAAUGAGGAGACGAGCAACUUUUGUGGCAUUUGUGAGCGUCAUUUCAUAGGCGAAUAUCAGUGGGAAUUGCAUUUGAAGUCAAAUAAGCACAAGCGACGCAGGGAAUCAAAGAGACGCAAGGAAAGAGAGGCAUCAGAAGGGGAGAAGAGAGUGAAGAUGGAACUGAAGACAGCAACGAAGACGGAGACGGGAACUGAGACGGUUGCAACUCAGAUUCAAAGCCCUGAAGAUAGAGGAGCAGAUGGAGCAGAAGACGAGGGCACAUCAAUCUCAAAUUCAGACCCCAAUCGAAGCUGAUAGCAGCUGUAAAGGCGACGACACUUGAGUAAUAAAUAUAAUCUAUUUACGUCUACAAAACCUGA
Drosophila innubila is the source of this 1684-nucleotide messenger RNA. Its product is annotated as tRNA dimethylallyltransferase. The transcript has a single exon. The record is from RefSeq and is a predicted model, not a curated record. Gene Ontology annotation, biological process: tRNA modification. Lineage: Eukaryota; Metazoa; Arthropoda; Insecta; Diptera; Drosophilidae. Gene Ontology annotation, cellular component: mitochondrion. The coding region runs from base 135 to 1619 and encodes 494 amino acids. Gene Ontology annotation, molecular function: tRNA dimethylallyltransferase activity.